Molecule: messenger RNA, 297 nt
Organism: Dracunculus medinensis (Guinea worm)
Lineage: Eukaryota; Metazoa; Nematoda; Chromadorea; Rhabditida; Dracunculidae
Source: the annotation of a GenBank genome assembly
AUGGACGUAUGGAUAGACGGAUGGUGGACAAGCGGACAUUUGGAUGGACGGAUUGGUGGACAAACGGACGUGUGGAUGGACGGAUGGACGGAUGAAGAUAUCACAAAACAAAAGAAAAGAAGUUCCUUUGUUUUGUUCGGCACAAAAUUUACAGCCAAGAGUAUGAUGAGUUGUGGUGGUGAUAGUGCGAUGAUAGCAUUAGUAGUGAUAGUGAUCGGCGCGGUGAUAGUGGUGAUGUUGGUGUUGAUUGGCUGUGGUAGUGAUGGUGUUAGUGAUGGUGAUAGUGGUUAUUGGUGA